Cucumis sativus (cucumber) is the source of this 1305-nucleotide messenger RNA. RefSeq lists its product as uncharacterized. The record is from RefSeq and is a predicted model, not a curated record. Bases 158 to 1165 code for a protein of 335 amino acids. NCBI's taxonomy places the organism in Eukaryota, Viridiplantae, Streptophyta, Magnoliopsida, Cucurbitales, Cucurbitaceae. The transcript is spliced from 6 exons.
AGAAAAAUAAAAUCAGAACGUUGGUUUUACUCUCUCUCUCAAUCUCUCUCUUAUUUAAAGUAAACUAGAAAGCCUCUUUUUUCAAGACUAGCCGUUGCAAUCUUCUUCAUCAUCAUCUUCUUCUUCUUCUUCCUCUUCCUCUCCCUCACUCUCUCUCAUGGCACCCUCCGUAGAUUUUCAUUCUCCAUCUUCUUCAAAUCCCACCCAGGGGUCGCCCUCAUUGUCCAGUCCCGCUUCCGAUAAGCGCUUUUGGAGCUUGCUUCGAGGUAGGGUUGACUCGCUUCUUCAGGAACGAGUUGCCAAGUCUUCCAAUCUGGAUCCUUCCAUGUCUGACCAUUUCCUGGGAAAAGCGGAAAGGGCGAAGAGGUUGAAGCAGGAUUCGUUGCUUUUGCUUAGAGGUUUUGACUCUCUUGGCUAUACUCUGUCUCAGCUUUCCAACAAUUUGGAUAACGCCUUGCAGGGUGCUAGGGAUUUGGUCAAAGCACCAACUUUGACGGAGAUCUUCCAGAACAACCUCAAGAACUCAGAGGAUGAGGAAGAUGAUUCCAAAGGGAAAGAAAAUGAGUUGGUGGAGCCCAAGCAAGCAACAAAGAGGAAAUUUGAUGACAGUCAUUGCUUAGAAGAAUCAGAUGUUAGUUUAGAGAAAGAAAACCAGCAGAACCAUAAAGACAAGAUUAAAAAGGCCAAGAAUCUUGCAGUUGCAAUGGCAACAAAAUCAGCAUUUCUAGCAAGAGAAUUAAAAUCAUUAAAAUCCAACUUAUGUUUUAUGCAAGAGCGAUGUUCCGUACUUGAGGAAGAGAAUAGGAGACUUCGAGACGGAUUCUCCAGAGGAGUCAGACCAGAAGAAGAUGAUCUGGUAAGACUUCAAAUGGAAGCACUACUUGCUGAGAAAUCCAGAUUAGCAAACGAAAAUGCUAACUUAACAAGGGAAAAUCAAUGCCUUCAUCAGCUUGUAGAGUAUCAUCAGCUCACAUCCCAAGAUCUUUCUUUAUCAUAUGAGGAAGUAAUUCAAGGCAUGUGCUUGGACUUCUCGUCACCACCACCAGCCAUUGCUGAAGGAGAUGAAGAAGAACAAGAACAGAGUGACAAAGAAAUCACUCGAACACCUAAAGCUGAUCUUUUUAGCUUUUCUACUUCUCUUGAUGAGCUCCACCAAGAAAAGUAGAGGUAAUAUUAGGCCAGAAGAUGCAGUUUCACUCUUCGCGUUGAUCUCAUUUAGUUUCCUGUAACCUUGAUCUUCAACUGAAUUUAGUUCAGAAAUAAAUAUAGCAUUUUCUGCACAUUGAAUCUGUCUACUUCAUCAAA